AUGUUGGAUACUCAGCCUUCCCAGCCCGCUCCCCAAGAUACUAAUGGUUCAGACCAGUCACUGCGGUGGUGGGACAACUUCAACAAUCCAGAGCCCCAGACGCUCCGGACAAUGACUCCUUCUGAGGAUAUGGUCAUUAUGCAUGAACACCCUGAUCAGCCAUUUGACUGGGUGCGGCAUAACACCUUUGAUUUUGAUAAUCCUGUAAUCGAGGGGGGACCGCCACUACUAGGUUCCCAGUCCAUGCUCAAUGAGGCUUACUAUUCCCAACUCUCUUCUCCCCAGGUUCAUCAUGCACCCUACACCAUCUCACAAUGGCGUCAUCACCGUGAUAUAUUCUCUCAUGCUGUAGAACAAGGUGAGGGGUCAUCUCAAAGCGCAGCAUUUGAUAACCCGCCUCCUGUGCCGGGUGUGCCGCCCCCCACACUGGUAACACCAUCUCCCACGCCACCUCCUGUGCCAUCUCCUGUGCUAUCUUCUGUGCCAGCCGCUCAACCGGUGCCUUCAAUUAUGUUUGGUCUUGCCGAUUUAGGUGAUGUGAAGGCAAAGGCAUUGCUUCAGAUGAAGAGGAGUAUCUUUGACAGCUCCUUCCUGCCAAGUGACAACUCGGAUGUAGAAAGGAUGGCAAGGGCAUGUAUUACAGCCCAGGUGUCCCACAGCAUUGAACUUACCGCCUGGGCCACCAUGAAAGCUGGCAAAAAAGAGAUUGUCAAACUGUGCACCGCUCUCACCACACUUAGAAAAAACAUACAAUUUCUCACACGCAGCGCCAUGCUCUGGGGAUAUGGUUUACACUGGUUAAUGCACAUGGAGAGCAAACAGGAAGUGAAAAAGUUUGUCAAGAGUCUCAUUCAAGAUGAUUUCUUCCUUAGAGGUGUCAUCAAUCCCCAUCAUUUGUUCUCGUUUCUCGUCGAUGACCGCUCAUGUUACUUUAUUCAGGUCAAUGGAACAAAUGUUGAUAUUCCUUUUGGGAAUGUAGCAAUAUUGUAUUACAUCCAGCAGCUACUCUUCCACGAUAGGCAAUACAAACACCACAUUGGCAUGAAACAGAAUCUCCGACCGCUAGAAUUCAAAGAUCUAGAUUUUAAACUUACCGAAGCUACUACGGAGCAUGUCGCUAUGGAAAUGCUAUUCAACACACUAUCGGAUGAACAGCAUUGUGCCCUCACUGCAAGUGUUUAUAUUUAA
This is a messenger RNA of Suillus paluster, 1188 nucleotides long. RefSeq lists its product as uncharacterized. The transcript is spliced from 4 exons. NCBI's taxonomy places the organism in Eukaryota, Fungi, Basidiomycota, Agaricomycetes, Boletales, Suillaceae. The coding region runs from base 1 to 1188 and encodes 395 amino acids. The record is from RefSeq and is a predicted model, not a curated record.